UAAAAUUUUAAGAUAAAUAUUUUAAAAAAUUUAUCAAAUACCUACCUAAUAUUUUUUACCAAUAAAGUAUUAAUUAUAUGAUCAAUAAUGAAAACGUAAUACCUUGUUUUAUAAAUAUGCCUUCAUUGUACGGAGAUGUAUUAUGUUUAAAAGAGCUGUUGAGGGCCGACAGUAUUGUAAAUGCUGUCAGUUUCCAAACUAAUAGCAAUAAUAUAUUUGCAUUAGUUCUCAGUAGCAAUGAUCUUAUACUUUAUUGUGACCAUGCGCCUCCAUUACUUAAAUGGUUACCCUGGCCUAAAGAUGAUAGAAAAAGAAUAGUCUCACUGGCAUUCAAAUCUACUAGUGAAAAGCUUUUAGUAUGUGGAUUUGAUUGCACUUUAUAUUUGGUAUUUGUUCGUGAAAUAUUUGAACCUAGAGAGGGAGAUAGAAGAAAUAAAGUGAAAAUUAUUAGACCAGCUCCUGGAGAACCAACUAGUUCACUAAAUCCAACAGCCAUAACUUGGUGGACACCUAUAGUUCCUACAUAUUCAAGUGAUAUUGGAAUUGUUGGAGGAAAUAUAGGAGAAAUUGUUUUUGUUAAUCUUCGUACUGGUGCUUGUCUUGGUUCUACUUGUGUAAAAUUUUCUAUAAAAUUUCUCGAAAUAUUAAAUGAAAGUGGUUCCAAUACAAUUUGGUUGAUUAUAAUUAGUACAAAUGGAGAUCGUUCAAAACUAUUACUUGAGAAUUUAGAUAUUGGAUACUGUUGGCUUAAUCCAAAAACACAUAGUGCACAUGAUAAAACUGCAAAGCCGACAAAUUCAUUGAAUAUCGAGAACAUUGUUCCUGUGAUAUCAAAUUUUCCUUCAACUCGUGCUCGAUUACUAGGAUUACGGCAACUAUUUAUAGAGAAAUUAUCUGCACCUAAAAAACAAAGAUCGGUUGUAAAUUGUGUUCAAAGUGUGCCAAAUGAUGUAAGACAUCCAAAACGAAGUUUUUCAUCUGAUACAAUUACUUCUGGAUGUUCUUGUCCAAGUACAGGUCCAUUACCUGAACCCAUGCCUACAGUUGUUGAUAUGAAAUCUAGCGUACAGAGUCAUCGUGGUAAACAAACUAUUGUGAGCUCUUGUUCUAAUCAUAUUUUGGUACAUGCUUCUGGAUUUAACACUAAUCAACCUUUAAUAUACAAAUUAUUUAAAGGAGAAGAAAUUGAAAACUUUUUAUAUACUGACCAAUUUAUAUUCAUUUCUCAAAAUGGUGGUACCAAAUUAAAUGUAUAUUCUUCUAAUCUUUGUCAACUAAAAAGUGAUGUGGAUGAUGACAAAGAAAAAAGCCUGUUCGAUACUUUUAACUUUGAUAAUGGUGAAAUAAUUUUGAAUAUAUUUAGAGUACUUGGACGAAAAGUUAAAGAAAAUGUAGACAUCUCUCUAAGUGUUUCUCCUAAAAAUAAAAAUCGAACAGCAUCUAGUAAAAAGAAAAAAUAUGAUCGACAACAUAGCCGUAAAGAUAAUUCUAUAUCUGAAUUGUGUGCUAUAGUCACUAACUGUAGAUUAUAUUUUCUACAUUUAAGUAUUAAACCUGAGGAAAUAAUAUUUAAGAAUAUUAUGGAUGGUGCAUUAGAUCAUGCAAAUAAUUUAUCAGAAAUCUUUGACAUUGAUAUACGACCUAUAUUGGAAAGAGCAGCUGAUCAACAACUUAGUGCAAGGAAAUUUGAAGAUGCUACUCUUUUAUAUCGUUUGUCAAAGACAAAUCCAUUAAAACGUGUUCUAAGAUUAGCCUCUUCUGGAAAUACUGAUAAAGUAGUUCUAUUUGUUAGUACACUUUUAGAACAAGCACACCCAAGAGAUCUCACUCCAUUAGAAAGAUUACAUAUUUCAAAUUUAGCUGUAAUGAGCUAUACAGAACAAUUAUUACGUGCUACCAGCCGGGAUAAAUCAAGACUAGAAUCAAAAUUUUUGCGUUUAUUAUCAGAAAACAAUCAUUAUGAUGAAGUUUUAUGUGUCAAUAUCGUUGGUCAAAGUCGUUUAUGCAAUGUGCUAAGAUUUUUAGCUGUUGAAAGAGGUUUGCACAAUGAAGUUAUUACAGUCUUAGUCAGUUUAAUGAGUCAACAAUCUACUGAUAGUCGUUAUUUGCACUCAACUGAAGGAUUUUGGGAUUUGGUAUCAGAAUCAAUUUUUACAGAAGUGUUGGUUGCCUGUAAUAAAUUCACAACUUUGCAUUCUAAAUUUGUACAAGCAAAUCUAAAAAAUGUAUCCAACGAUAUUCUUUUGAAACUUAAAAUUCUUUAUGAUCCAUCUAAUCCAGCCUUACGACCAAUAUUGCGCAAAGUAUUUCAAUUUAAAAAUGAAACAGAAUCCAUAACCGAGCAAGAUAAUAAUCUCAAUUAUUCUAUUAAAGAAUGGUUGACCACUUAUUUAAUGAUAAUAUCCAGAUUAUCUUCAAAUCAAUAUUCAGAUAAUUUAAUUGAAUCCGUUACAUUUUCUCAUCAACUUAUUUCAAAUACUUCUAAUUCUGAAAAUGAAAUAGACCACAAAUCUAGUCUUGGAGCUGGUUGGGCUCAUGCAGCUCAUAUACGCAACCAUAAACUUUAUACAUGGGGACAUUCAUCAUGUGGCUGUUUAGGGGUUGGACCUCAUAUGACUAAGACUUCAACACCGAAUCCAGUUUCUUGGUUUGUUUACAUACGUGUUGAAGUAAUUCAAGUAGCAUGUGGUCGAAAUCAUUCAAUAGCACUUACAACAAAUGGGGUAUAUUCUUGGGGAUCAAACCGUUAUGGUCAACUAGGAACAGGCCGCCGUGGACAAGCUCCAUAUCCAAUGUUAGUGAAGAGUUUAUCAGACGAGUUAUUGGUUAGUGUUUCAGCCGGCCAAUAUCAUUCUUUAGCCAUUUCUACACGUGGAAAGUUAUGGACUUGGGGUUGGGGUGUUUAUGGACAGUUAGGUCAUGGAGCCAUUGACGACUGUGAAAAACCAAAACUAUUAAAAUCUUUAGAAUCUGAAAAUAUUAUUAGUGCUUAUGGAGGUUAUUCACAUAGUAUAAUUCUGACUAGUAAAGGUAAAGUUUUUACUUUUGGUUCUGGAUCAUUUGGUCAGCUAGGUAAUGGCAGUACAACAAAAAUAACUAGCCCAGUUCCGGUUUAUGGACUCCCAGAACCAAUUAGGUGUAUUUAUACUGCAUAUUUUCAUAAUUUAGCCUUAAGUGAUGUUGGUCGCUUAUAUACUUGGGGUAGUAGUCCACAAGUACUCCGUUUUCAUGCUCAAACACAAAAAAGAGCCAGAAAUCAACUUGCCUUAAAUGAAGGCGAUCAUAUGGAUGCAGAAAUUGAUGCAUUAACAGCUGAUGAUGGUCUAUUACAUUUAAGUCCAACACUUGUAGAUACAUCUCAUAUUCUAGGAGAAAUUGUUCAAAUGUGUUGUGGUUGUCAUCAUUCAGCUGUUAUUAAUUCAACAGGACAAUUAUACACUUGGGGACUUAAUUUAGAUGGACAGUUAGGAGUGUCUGGUGUUCGCGAGAGACUUGUUCCGACUGUCACAUUAGUUGGCCCACCUUCAGUUGCAGACCCUUCAUCAACUAAUGGUUCUUUAAUCAAAGAAGUUAGAUGUGGAGCUGAUUUUACAUUGGCUUUAGAUGCAUCCAAUAAACUAUGGGGAUGGGGUAGCAAUCAUGAAGGACAAUUGGGUAAAAUUCCAGAAGAAGAUUUGGCAAAGACAUUGUUGGAUGGUAAAAUGGUUAUGAUUAAAUCAACACAUAAAGUUAUUAAAAUCCAACAUGGCACUGUAAAUAAAUUAGAUUCUCCAAUUGAAAUAAUAUUGCCACAGUUAAGGUUUUCAUUUUCAAACAUUAAAGAUAUACUUUCAAUUCAGGUAAAGCGGCUAUUAAGUUUUCCCGGCUUAUGUCCAUUUGAACGCUUUCUUGAAAAUCUCAAUAACAUAUUCAAUGUUCAUGGUGUAGAUUAUUUGUUACAUUAUGCAGCAGAGUGGUUUUACCCUUAUUAUAAUAUUUCUUCUGUUGUUUCUAUGUGUCUUGAGAUGAAAAACCAUCAAGCAAUUAGUAAAAUUAGGUUGAUUAACAAUGAACCUUCUUUAGCAUUAUUUCAUCAACAUGAAGCAUUUGUAGAAACUAGAGAUUAUGGGGAAAUGUUUGGUUUUAAUGUAGAAGGUGGCCAUGAAGAGCCAGCUCCUGCUCUUACACCUUGUGAGGGUUUUUCUAUAAAUCUUGAAGAAGGAGAGUUAUUUACUUCUUUACCGGAGUCUUUUGCAUCACGUGUAGUUACUGAAGAAACUAUUGUAAAAGAAUGGCCAGGAAUUUCUAAACUUGCUCAGAUGUUUGAGUAUUAUUUUAAAUUUAUACCCAAAGACAAUUUGGUUUCAUUUUUGCAUGAAUAUCUUACAUAUUGGUUGACCAAGUCUUUCCCUGUAGAUGCAUUAGAACAACUAUUAUUAGAUCGAUGGGACAAAUUAAAUCAUCCACUAGGAAUUCUGUUAUUGUGUAAUAGUGGUUCUUCAAAAGCUCAUGACCUUGAUGAAUUAGAUAUGAAAAUUAUGGAGCCAAAAACAAUUAUUAGAUGUUUUUCUGUGAAUUUUUGUUUGCAACUAUGCACAUCUGUUUCUAAAAAUAUAGAAAACAAAUCUGAAAAUCAAAAAGAUUUUAUACAGCUACUGGCCACUGUGACUAAUUCACCAGGUUCUGGAUGGAUAGAACCAUUAUCAGAAACAAAAUCUGAAGACUUGUUAAAAUGUUCAGUACAAACACUUAAUACUAACCAAUUUCAACCGUUCAUGCAUUUAGAGUUUCAAGAUACUGAAACUUUGGGAGAUACAUUAUUAGUAUAUUCUUGUGGCCAUCGUUAUUCAUCAAAUGAACAAUUUAAUGAAGAUACUAAAAUGGUGGUUGAUCAUCUAGAUCAUUUACCUAAUACUGCAGCAGCUGUACAAACAACACUACAAGAUACCAGUAAUUCGGCUUGCCCAAACUGUGUUUAUGAACAAAUGAACAAUCUUAUCCAAAGAAAUUAGUAACAUUUUAAUAACCUUAAUAUCAUUAUUUAACAUUAUUUUAUUAUUUACCAUAUUUUAGUGUUUACAAAUGUUUCUAUUUGAUAUCAUCUAGUCAAAACUAGAAAAUUUAUACUUUUUAGUGAAAAUUAUUAUGUUGUGCAA
Molecule: messenger RNA, 5135 nt
Organism: Sipha flava (yellow sugarcane aphid)
Lineage: Eukaryota; Metazoa; Arthropoda; Insecta; Hemiptera; Aphididae
Exons: 28
Coding region: 78-4991 (1637 amino acids)
Molecular function (GO): protein binding
Source: RefSeq, a predicted model, not a curated record